CCAUGUCGUUUUCCAGCCAGCAAAAGGCCCAAUUGGACCAGUUGGUCCAACAGUGGCUCGCCAUCGACAGAAACCCCCACUCCAUCAACGAGAUCAAGCAGCUCCACGCCAGCGGAAACUACUCAGUGUUAGACGAAAAGCUCUCCACGAGAAUCGCGUUUGGAACCGCAGGCUUACGGUCAGAAAUGACGCUGGGUUUCGCCCAUAUGAACGACGUCACCAUCCUCCAGGCAUCGCAGGGGUUAGUCCAGUACGUGUUGGACCAGCCAGGCCAGACUAAUGCAUCUCUUGUGGUGGGAUACGACCAUCGGUUCCACUCGCAGCGCUUUGCCGAAAUCACCGCCAGCGUGGCGCUUACCAAGGGCGUCAAGGUGUACUACUUGGGCAGCGUGACCCAGUUGUCGGACGAAUCAGUGCCAGAAUCCGCCUCUGGCGCCAGUGGCGACUCUAGCGUGGUCUACACGCCUCUCGUGCCUUUCUCCAUCGACAAGUACGGAGCCUCGGCUGGUGUAAUGGUCACCGCCUCCCACAAUCCCGCCAAGGACAACGGCUACAAGGUGUACUACGGCAAUGGGUGUCAGAUCAUUCCUCCCCACGACGACGGCAUUGCUGCCUCCAUCGAUGCCAACUUGCAACCUUGGCUGCAAACGGUGUGGGACGUUGCCGCCAACUUCGCCCAGGGUUUGGAGAGUGGGUUGUUGGUUCCUAUCAGAGAAGAGGCCUCAGCUGCCUACGUGGCAGAAGUCACUCGUCAGUUGGUCACCAGGCCAAAUAUCUCUACCAAGUUCACCUACACGCCAGUCCACGGAGUGGGACUCGAGAUCUUCGACAAGUGUAUCUCGAACUCGUUCAGUGGCUACGAAAUGAAGGUGGUCAGCGAACAGGCGCACCCUGACCCAAAUUUCCCCACGGUGAAGUUCCCCAACCCCGAGGAAAAGGGAGCAUUGCACUUGUCGAUUCAAACAGCUGACAAGCUCGGACACCAGCUCGUGCUUGCAAAUGACCCAGAUGCAGACAGAUUCAGUGUUGCCGUCAAGAGCAAGGGCCAGUGGAGACAAUUGACCGGAAAUGAGAUCGGGUUUCUUUUUGCCAUGUACAUUAUCGAAGAAGUGGUACACGAAGACCAGUUGAAAAACACAUACUUGUUGAACUCGACUGUUUCGUCGCAGGUGUUGAAUGCCAUGGCCGAGAAGAAGGGAUUCCAUUUCCAGGACACCUUGACAGGCUUCAAGUGGAUUGGCAACCGUGCCAUUGACUACAAGAAACAGGGCUUCAAUGUGCCAUUCGCAUACGAAGAGGCAAUUGGAUACAUGUUUGGAUUGGUAAACGACAAGGACGGAGUGUCUGCUGCGGUGAUAUGGUUGCAGUUGUAUGAUCAGUGGUUUUCGAGCUCCCAGAUAGACCCAAUCGACAAGUUGAACGAAGGCUACGAGAAGUACGGCUGGUUUAAGGAGUGCAAUGGUUACUACAAGUUGAAUGACUUGGGCAAGACCAAAGAAAUCUUUGACAGUGUGCGUGGAAGCUUUAAAGACAACCACCCUGAGACCAUUGGUGAGUUCAAAGUGAUCCACUGGAGAGAUUUGACCAUUGGAUAUGAGUCCUCAACCCCCGACUUUAAACCCGAAUUACCCGUGGAUCCAAAGUCCCAGAUGAUCACGGCCGUGUUGAAAAGAGGUGACGCACAAGUCAGAUUUACCUGUAGGGGAUCCGGUACUGAACCAAAGUUGAAGGUAUACAUCGAGGGACGGGGCGACAAUGAAGAAGUCGCUACCCAGAUAGCAAGAGAUUGUUGGGAUGUGUUGAAGGCCGAGUGGUUUCAUCCUGAGGCAAACGGAUUAGAAGAACACAAGAACUAGAUGAAAGAGAACAAGGGCGCAUAUAAAAGCGACAGGAAAUAAAUGGAUAAUAUUCAAAGUAUAAUUUGUAGGCUUAUAUCAAUCAC
Messenger RNA from Suhomyces tanzawaensis NRRL Y-17324, 1942 nucleotides. Its product is annotated as phosphoribomutase. The record is from RefSeq and is a predicted model, not a curated record. Gene Ontology annotation, molecular function: phosphopentomutase activity; magnesium ion binding. The annotation marks the transcript as partial. Gene Ontology annotation, biological process: carbohydrate metabolic process; purine ribonucleoside salvage. The transcript has a single exon. Lineage: Eukaryota; Fungi; Ascomycota; Pichiomycetes; Serinales; Debaryomycetaceae.